Blastomyces dermatitidis ER-3 is the source of this 4201-nucleotide messenger RNA. Its product is annotated as R3H domain-containing protein. The record is from RefSeq and is a predicted model, not a curated record. The transcript is spliced from 4 exons. Bases 684 to 3170 code for a protein of 828 amino acids. Gene Ontology annotation, molecular function: nucleic acid binding. Gene Ontology annotation, biological process: galactose metabolic process. Lineage: Eukaryota; Fungi; Ascomycota; Eurotiomycetes; Onygenales; Ajellomycetaceae.
ACCCUCUAGCAGCCUGUCGUUGCCUUCCUUAUCGUCAAUGUAGUGUUACCGCAUCUGAAGGGAGCGCUAGAUUAGCGCAGCCGCGCGGCAACGAGCUGACAAAGACACCGCAUUCUCCCUGCAAACGACAAAUCCCCACCGGCGACAAACCCGCUCACUGCCCAAAGCAACCUCAUCGCCCAGCCCAUUCCGGUUGAACUCUGCACACAUUCUCCGAUCAGCCUGUGAGCCCGUCUUCUUUGCCCGCCAGUAUCGCCCUGCAUUCUUUGGAGGACCGCGUGUCUUUUCAGCUGCUCACAGGAUUUUGAUCCUGCAGCAUGAAACUUCUGUGCUGACAGCUUGGAGUAGCCUUGUCUCGCUUUUUCUACAGUGAAUGUGAUAUACGCAUCAAUCACCCGCCGAACACACCCAUCGAAUCUCUGGGCGCUCCGUCAUGUUCUCUGCUUCCUGAUCCACGCCCUUGCUUUCUUUGUUGACUCUCGCUUAAUCCAUUUAAAAGUUAUACGGCGAAUUUCCUUACCCAGAGAUAUGUCGCCCAACGAUAUAGACUUGUGUGAAGUGGGAUUUCCUUGCGACAUUGACUCCAUUUGAUCCUUGCUCUCUCGAUGCUCUAUUAAGCUGCGUUAAUAUCUUGACAUUAUUUGUUGGUAUUGUCCGUUGGCCUAGCUAUUCGUUAGCUCAGCAUGAUGGCCUCCAACCGUUCUCAACAAGAACUGGAGCGCCCUUCCUUUGCAAAGGUUGCUGCAAUGCGCCUUCCGCCAACACAGCAAACCCACUCUGCGCAGAUUGAAACUGGCCCUGACAGCCGUACUCCGAUGAGGAUUGAUGAAGCCUCAAAUGACUCGAAGAGCGCCGCUCAUGAGUCGCCUCAGAAUCUAAACCAGAAGUCGCACGAUACCAUAGAGAAUUUAAAUAGGUCGGUGCAAGAUUUCCACAUAAACAUGCAGAAGGGCCAUGAAGUCAAUUCGGACACUGGAGACAGCCGUGAUGAUGGGGUGGCUAAGCCUGAGGGAGCCUUUGAAGACGACCAAACGCAUCUUUCAAAUUCUUCCACUAAACCAACGAGCUUUGACUCUAAGAGCAUGGCUUCUGUAACGACUUUUGCUAUGGAUGAAAAGGAAUCGUUGCGCCCAGAUGAUAGUGCUAGCGUCCAAGCCGCAGAAGAAGAUGACUCUUUCUCAGGACCCGCUUCUGGGGCCCCGAGCUCCCAAGUCGGCUCAGAGGCGGGUGGACGCUUGUAUCGGACAACUGACCAGGGAACUUUAUCCGAACGCAUUCCCAAUAGACCCCGAGUUAAUAACUCGUGCCUCCCGGGAAUCGUAUCUCCGAACGGCCAAAGUGAACUGAGCCUCCAUAGUUUCCCCGAUGAGCCAGAUGAGAAACUGCUUGAAGCGAUGAGUUCACCAAAGGAUCGGUUAUUGAUACUUCAACUUGAAGAGAAAAUCAUUGCAUUCAUCAAAGAUUCUAGUGAACAGUCUUUGGAAUUGCCUCCGUGCAACGCGUUUGGACGGCUGCUUGCACAUAAGCUCGGCGAUUAUUAUCAUCUAACUCACUUUGUUGAUAAUAAUGUGACAUCCGUUCGACUUCACCGAACCCCUUGGUGCAGAGUGCCAACCCCUUUAAGCAUGCUCCAACCUCCUAAUGCAAACAAAACUCCGCCUCCAAAUGCACCAGCGAUGAAAAUUAUGCGUCGGUCUGGUCAGCCAGGAGAAAGGGUGUCGGGUGCAGGAAGCACGGCACCUAGUUCUUCAGCCCCUUCAAAAGCUACAUCGGAAGCCGGUGCUGACGGCACUAAUGAGGAAGGAUUUGGAUCAUCGGCCGGAGCCACUCCGGCAAAGGAUCGGGCGACCCUGAGUCGAGAGGAGCGGGAAGCAAAAUAUCAGGAAGCUCGAGAGCGGAUAUUUAGGGAUUUUCCUGAGUCCAAGACUUCGGACCAUUCAAAUAGCGGGGAUCAAAGUGCAAACAUGUCACGGUCCAACUCCGGGAAUGGCAAACGAAAAGGACACAAGCAGAGAACGCCACGUGACGACAGUUUCGAGGCACGGUCCCAGUUCAAUGCAUAUUAUCCAGGGGCUCCAUACUCUAGCGCUCCGCUUCCAUACAGUGGCAUGAUGGCUGAAGGGUCGUUUGGUACUCCAGCCCAUUAUUACGUCUCGACUUCUUCACCACCGCCGGCUAAUUUCCCGCAUGGAAACCAUGUAAACGCGGUAUAUCAAGCCCAGGGCAACCUGACUUCUGCACCACCACAGUACCCUGUUGCUAUCCCGCCUCGUAUGAAUCAACCUAAUUGGCAGCCGGGGCAUUUGCAGCAAUCCCCUCCAUACUCCGGAUUUUCUCCGGUCAACCAGAUCCCGCCAAUGGUGCCUCAACAGCCUUCAACCAGAUCCUCGCCUGGAAUGAGUUCAUAUCCCUCCCAUCCCAACACAGUCCCGUUCCAGCAACAGAGCUCUUCAAACUGGAAUCAACCACAAUACCCAACCGCUUACUCUCCAUCGCCUACCCAGCGUAAUCCGUCUAAUACACACUGGCCAAACUACCCUCAACACUCAAUGAAUCCGAGUCAGGCGACUUACCCUUACGGUCAGAUUCCUAACCAGCCGCCGUUCGCACCAAGUCAUCAGAACAACUCAGGACAACAUCCUCUUCCCGGAAGUUUUUCCCGUCCACCCUUUAACCCUCAAACAAGAUCUUUCGUUCCUGGAAGCAGCCCUCAAACUCGAUUUCUAGGGAACCCACCUCAACAGCCAGGCAUAAAUCCAGCUGGCGUACACUCGCCUCAAUAUCCCACUCCGACACCGUGGGCAGGGGCCAACCAGGACCCCUCGAACCACCACCAUUCAAAUCAACCAAACCCUCAAACUAAUGCCAAAAUACUCGGACCUACUUCUUCCAUGAAUCAUUCGACACCUGGUCAUCAUGGGCCUUCUCCAAUGAUGACCCGCGACUCAAUAGCUAAAUGGGGUACUCCUGCCCAUCUGCCCCCUAAACCGCCCCCAUCGCAAGUGCCGUAUGAUUACGAUCUCAAAAAUAAGACCGCUCCAGCGAUAUCUCCACCUCAAUCAUUUCCAAGCACGCCACCCGCACCUCUCCCUAAGCAGAGCGGCCCUCUAGUUGUAUCGGGCGGAAUGGGACAUCAGAGAUCUCGGGGUAAUAUGGCCGCGGGUUUGUAAACAUCCCAUCUACAUAUAUCUCUUAAUACUAUUUUCUUGCCUACAUAAUUUGCGUGGCACGGCACGGCAUGGCAUCGGAUUGAAUGUGAUGGGGUAGGUGGACAUAUUUGGGGUGAACCGGAUUUCAUUGUAUCAUGUCGAGAUGAGAAUUGGGUGGUUUGGAGUUUGGGCGGGAGUGUGCUGUGGUUUCGUGGUGGUGAGAGGCGGUGUAUCUGGAUAGCUUCUGGCUAUUGAUGAGCUACAGAAGAAAGAAAAAAAAUGGGUGGGCAAGCACUUCCACGCGAGGCGUUGCGCUAAUUUGGCGCGAUCUGGGUCACUCUUACGCUUUUCUUCGAGGUGUUGUUUACCUCCCGGCUCUUCAGUCGGUAGCACCGCGUAGGUUGGAGCAGUCAAUUUGAGAUUAUUAGUGCUUCGAUUUCACACAAAAGUAGGGGAGGGUGAGAAAGCAGAAGGUGUUUGUCAUUGUUUAUUUCAGAGUCCCUCUGGCGCUGACUGAUGACAGCAAGGAAAACAAGCAAAGACAAAAUAUUAUAGACUCACUUUUUUCUCAUUCUCCCCCACCCUUUUCUUUUAAUAAUAUUCAGUUUAUAUAUUUUUUUUCUAAGAGUGGGUUCAAUGAAUGAGUUAUUCACAUUGAGUUUAAUUGCAAAUGAGAAAGUCUCUUCAUAUUAAAUGAGAUAUAGCAGUCAAUUGAGUUUUAUUUUAAACACCACCCUGAACCCGUGGACCCGUGUCAAGAUACUUACUGGAUCAAGCUAGAUUACCACCAAUGUUUCUAGAGUUCAAUUCAUGAUAAUGAACUAUAUACCAUGAACUGAGAGUUGUCGUAUAAUACAUGUAAGAGAGGGACCUGGAAGGUAUGCCAGAGGGACAGUUUGUCAAAGAGGAAAGAGAGUAUCAUGCUUCACUUUAUUUAGUCCUUUACACCACACUGUUCUUUGAACCAUCAAAAAUGAAUGUCAACAACCAGAUUGUCAUCAAGGUCAGAAUUGUUCACUUCAUGAAUCUGACUGGCUGGAAUAAAAGCAGAA